AUGGCUGCCAAUAUGCAACAGCACGUUCAGCACUUAGCAAAGCUUUGUAGAGUUUGUGGUGAAUACCUUGGCAAAAGGAAAUGCAAUUAUAACGUGAGUGAUAGGAUUAACGACCUCAACCGAUUCCUAUUCCUUAAUGUGGAGAAAGAUUCCGCCGAAGUUCACCCAACAAAAAUUUGCUCAAAAUGUUAUGCACGUAUAAAAAACAUUCGAGAUCGCUCUACAACAACAAAGCACGAGCAUAUAUCCUGGAUACCCCAUUCCGAUAACUGUCGAGUGUGCAAGGAGGGGAGCUCUAGAAGGUGGGGUAAACCCAUACCCAAAGCAAAAUCAGGCAGACCAAAAGCUGGUAAAAAACUGUGGAGGAGAAAAGACUUUGAAGAAUUUUUAAGCAUGACCCCUGAAAACGAACCUGCUUACGACCUCGGUGCAGUUAAGCCGGAACACAAUGCACACUUAAAUUUGUGUUUGUGCCCCAUGUGUCACAACCUACUUUCUCGGCCUGUUUUACUGUCCUGUCAGCAUGCAUACUGCCUUUCAUGCCUUGUCAAACAUUGUGAAGGGAAAACCGAAGAGGAAGCAAAAUGCCCCACUUGCGGCAGUGAAUCAUUGGUGGGAACAAUUCGUUUUUCGAAACAUCACGUGGAAAUGCUUAAAUGCCUCCGAGUUGCAUGUGAUAAGCAUUGUGGUAAACUGUUUCCACUUAAAUCAAAAGCGGCAUUGUUAGAACAUCAAAUAUCUUGUUUCCCGAAAACAACCCUAACACCCCUUUUUGAAAAGACUUUUAAUUUGGAUAAUUCAAUACCAAGGGAGAUUGAAUGCCGACAUAACCGGCCGAGGUUUGAUUUGAAGCUAUUUAAUCCAGGAAUUGAAAUUUUCGCGAAAUUUGAUUGCACAUUUUUCGACCUGAGAAUCUAUCUUUCUUAA
This is a messenger RNA of Hydractinia symbiolongicarpus, 927 nucleotides long. RefSeq names its product V(D)J recombination-activating protein 1-like. Bases 1 to 927 code for a protein of 308 amino acids. The record is from RefSeq and is a predicted model, not a curated record. The transcript has a single exon. Gene Ontology annotation, molecular function: zinc ion binding. Lineage: Eukaryota; Metazoa; Cnidaria; Hydrozoa; Anthoathecata; Hydractiniidae. Gene Ontology annotation, cellular component: nucleus.